AUGUCAAGAAGUGCUUUUUUCUUCAAUGGUCGCAUUUUCACAACGACCACGGCUGGACCUCAUGAAAAGCCUACUUUCGCCGAUAGCAUGCUAGUCGAAAAUGGCAAAAUCAUCGCCAUUGGGUCAUCUGCUGAGGUCAUCGCUUUGAAGACUACCUCAGAUACGGAGACUCGCGACCUACAGCAGAGGAGCGUUUUAUCAGGCUUCAUCGACGGUCAUAUGCAUUUACUUCUUCUGGGUCAGUCGCUACGCAAGCUCGAUCUCAAGCACUGCAAAUAUUUUGAUGAUAUUACAGCAACUAUCAAGGAAUACGCACUGGCGCAUCCAGAUGCACCGACUAUUCUAUGCAAGAAUUGGAUGCAUGUCAUGACACCGAAUGGUGUCACGGCUGCCAUGCUGGAUGAUAUUGACCCUCGACCAAUCUUUAUUGAUGCGAGCUCACAGCAUUCCUGUUGGUGCAAUACUGCAGCGUUGAAGGAGCUAGGUGUUGCCGAUAUUCCUGAUCCUGCAGGAGGCACUAUUCAUCGCGACGCCGAAGGGAACCCAUCCGGCCUUCUUGAUGAGGGUGCCAUGAUGUCUAUCAUCUGGCCAUAUCAGGCCGUUUCUGCUUCGAAGGAAGAGCGCAUUCAAGCCAUAUGGGCAGCCAUUCAAGAGUAUAACUCGGCAGGGUACACGGGUAUAGUGGAGAUGGCCAUGGAUGAAGAAGCAUGGGAUGCGCUUGUUACUUUGCGUGAAAUGGAGCCGGAUCUUCCAUUACGAAUUGCAGCAUACUGGCUGAUCAAGCCAACAGCAAACCUCGAGGAGAACUCGCAUCAAGUUCAGCGGGCAAUUGAAUUAUCGAAGAUUUAUAACGCUGAAACCAGCCCUGAUCUCCGAAUCGUCGGGGUCAAGGUCAUCUGUGAUGGAAUAAUCGAUGCCUGUACGGCUUAUCUCUCACAGCCAUACGCUCCUGUCGGUUCUCCGCCACCGAUUUGGGCUCCGGAACACCUACACCCAGUCGUCAAAGAAGCAGAUACCGCAGGCUUACAGAUCGCACUGCAUGCAAUCGGUGAUGGGGCGAUCAAGAUGGCCAUUGAUGCGAUUGAAAAGAAUGCCACACCUGGUCGUCGGCAUCGCAUUGAACACAUCGAGCUUGCAUCGCCAGAGGAUGCUAAAAGACUCGGCGCCUUGGGUCUAACGGCCUCUAUUCAGCCAGUACAUGCCGAUCCAUCUAUCUUGACAGAAUGGCCGCGAUUGCUGGGAGAAGACCGGUGUCAACAAGCUUUUGCCUAUCGGGAAUUCGCCGAUGCUGGGGCAUUGAUGGCUAUUGGCAGUGAUAGUCCAACAUCGCCAUAUGCGCCUAUGGACAACCUCUACGUGGCUACAACACGACGUUCUGCGAGAGAUCCUCAAUAUACGAAAGUGGUAAACGAACACUUCCAAUUAGGAAUGUGUGAAUCUAUUGUUGCAGCAUCAGGUGGUGCAGCUAUGAGUGUCUUUUCAGAAAAUCGAACUGGCACCCUGGCUGUCGGAAAGCUAGCAGAUUUUGUCAUCGUAGAUAUGGAUUGGGAUGCAAAGUCUCUCCUCCAAGCAAAGAUCAAGGAGACGUGGUUUGGUGGACGCAAGGUCUGGGGUAAAUAG
Messenger RNA from Penicillium subrubescens, 1620 nucleotides. RefSeq names its product amidohydrolase. Bases 1 to 1620 code for a protein of 539 amino acids. The transcript has a single exon. Lineage: Eukaryota; Fungi; Ascomycota; Eurotiomycetes; Eurotiales; Aspergillaceae. Gene Ontology annotation, molecular function: hydrolase activity, acting on carbon-nitrogen (but not peptide) bonds. The record is from RefSeq and is a predicted model, not a curated record.